AUGUUAUUGGACGCGCAGCGAUUUUUUAAUAGGUCUUUCUCUAUUAAUGUAAUAUGCGAAUUGAAACAUAAUGUAAACACAAGAAGAAAAUUCGAAAUAAAGGACUGGCCAACAAUAAUGUUAGUGAGCAGAAACGACAAGCCCAAAAUCAGUAGUGAGGAAGUCACACAUUUUAUAGACGACUAUAAAAAGAGGAGGAAAACUCAGAUGACACGAUUCUUCGGAAUCACUAUUUUUACACUUAUAACAUGUAGAAUUGCCAUGAAGAAAAUGAUAACUGCAAAAGUGCCAUUGAACACUUUUCAAGCAAACUACGCCAGCCGGACGCAGACAAUAACACACACACAAAAGAGUCUUGCAGGUUCUCUUUUAGCGGCAACGGGCAUGACACUAGGUAUAUUUGGUAUGGGCAUCACAGGGACAUGUUGGAGCUGGGAUGUUUCAUCAUUUCAGGAACUAAAGCAACGUCUGGAAAGGCGUGCCAACAACGAAUUUGUAGUGACAAACAUGCCUCUGGAUAAAAGAAGCCAGCAAGUAGUGGACAGCUUAGUUAAGACACACAAUUCAUCUCUUUGUAAAUAG
Molecule: messenger RNA, 582 nt
Organism: Saccharomyces cerevisiae S288C
Lineage: Eukaryota; Fungi; Ascomycota; Saccharomycetes; Saccharomycetales; Saccharomycetaceae
Gene: IAI11
Product: Iai11p
Exons: 2
Coding region: 1-582 (193 amino acids)
Cellular component (GO): mitochondrial membrane
Source: RefSeq, marked reviewed